Messenger RNA from Drosophila rhopaloa, 1322 nucleotides. RefSeq names its product endoplasmic reticulum resident protein 44. The transcript is spliced from 2 exons. The record is from RefSeq and is a predicted model, not a curated record. NCBI's taxonomy places the organism in Eukaryota, Metazoa, Arthropoda, Insecta, Diptera, Drosophilidae. The coding region runs from base 1 to 1230 and encodes 409 amino acids.
AUGAAGGUGACCGGUGGUUUCGAGAUCCUGACUCGGCUGUCUUUCUUAGUUACUCAACUUACUCUUGCCGCUGGAAACUCUGUGGUGGUGGUGACCCACGAAAACUUAGAAGAAAUUCUUGUAUCCAAUGAGUUGGUGCUGCUCAGCUUUUACACGGAUUGGUGUCGUUUUAGCCAAAUUUUGGCACCCAUUUUCGAGGAGGCGGCGUCGAAGAUUCAUCAGAAGUUCCCUGAGAACGGCCGUGUAAUUCUGGGAAAAAUAAACUGCGAUAAGGAAGAAGAAUUGGCUGACAAGUUUGACAUACUCAAGUAUCCCACGAUAAAGAUCAUCCGGAAUGGAUUGAUUAGCAAUCAGGAGUACCGCGGCCAGCGAUCCGUGGAAGCUUUUGUUCAGUUUGUGGAGAAGGAACUUUUAGAUCCAAUUGAGGAGUUUCACAGCGUCGAUGAGCUCAAGAAUGCCGAAGUGGGCAAUGGCAUUGUAAUUGGUUAUUUUGUUUCCAAGGAUCAUGCCGAAUAUGAUACCUAUCGCAAGGUAGCGAGUUUAAUGCGCAAUGAUUGCAGGUUCCUAGUGGGCUUCGGAGAGUUGACUAAAGACCUCCGUCCCCCAGGAAAGAACGUGCUGGUGUACCGCGGAGACCCUUCGAUCCCAAAUCAAAAGGACUACUACAGUGAAUACUCGGGCAACAUGACCAGCUUUAAAGAACUUACCUUUUGGGUCGACAAGAAGUGUGUGCCGCUUGUGCGGGAAAUUAACUUCGAUAAUGCCGAGGAGCUCUCCGAGGAGGGACUGCCCUUCGUGUUGCUUUUCUACAACAAACACGAUCUGGGUGCCAUCCAGGAAUUCAAGACCGCGAUUCAGAGGCACCUAGCGGAUGAGAACAGGGUUAAUUUCCUGACUGCAGAUGGGGAACUCUUCAAGCACCCGCUCUACCAUAUGGGCAUGUCCAUGGGCGAUCUGCCAGUAGUCGCCAUCGAUUCGUUCAUACACAUGUACCUCUUUCCGCGGUUCGAGGAUAUUAACCAGCCCGGUGUCCUUAAAAAGUUUAUCGAUGAUCUUUUCAGCGGCGCGUUGCACUACAAUUUCCACUUGGCACUAGAGGCCCAAGAAAAAUCAGAGUCCACAAUCGAUCCCGCUGAAUUCCCGCCGGUCGCCCACGAAUCUAAGUUUAAGGAGCUCAAACCAUCCAAGCACCGCUACACUUUGAUCAACCGUAGCAAAGACGAGUUGUAAUAUAAUUCAAUAUUCAAUGCUAUUUAUUGAUUUAAGCUUCAAUUACCCUUUUAACCUUAUUCAAAAAUAUAUAAUUUAGGUAUAACUUUAAA